Messenger RNA from Effrenium voratum, 404 nucleotides. The record is from the annotation of a GenBank genome assembly. NCBI's taxonomy places the organism in Eukaryota, Dinophyceae, Suessiales, Symbiodiniaceae.
AGACUGGCGGGGGACUGCCCAUCCACCUCUACUCGGUGGCGGACGCAGCCUUCAGAGCCAUGCUGUCAGAGAAGGCCAACCAGUCCAUCAUCAUCUCAGGCGAGAGCGGGGCCGGGAAGACGGAGGCGACCAAGCGGAUGUUGGCGUACCUGGCGGAGCUUCAGAGCUCCAAGCAUGAGUCAGGAGGCCGGCGCUCGGUGGAGUCGCAAGUGCUGGAUGCCAACCCUGUGCUCGAGGCCUUUGGCAACGCCAAGACGGUCCGGAACGACAACUCCUCGCGCUUCGGCAAGUUCAUCGAGGUGGAGUUCGACACUUCGGGGAAGCUGCUCAGCGCCCAGACCCUCGGACGCCCAAGCCGGGAGGCUACGGGAGAAGGGAUGGGUCUUGUGACCUUCGUUCGUUAA